AUGAUUAAUGAUUUUGCAACUGUUGAUGAUCGAGGAAAGUUAUUUCAGAUUGAAAAUUAUAAAAAAGGUACACGUGUAUGGUUAAGAGAUCCAGAAAAGGUAUGGAUAGAUGGCGAAUUAUUGGAUGAUCUCAAAUUUACUUUACGAAAUAAGAUACGACUACAAGAUGGACAAGUCAUCGAAUUUGACCUUGUAGAGACGGAAAAACUUCCAUUCUUGUGUAAUCCCGAUAUCUUACUUGGUUGCGAUGAUUUGACAACAUUAAGUUAUCUGCACGAACCUGCCGUUCUCAAUCAUCUUAAUUUUCGAUUUGUUAGACGAGAAGCAAUCUACACUUAUUGUGGUAUUGUUUUAGUAGCUAUUAAUCCGUAUACGAAUUGCUCUCAGCUCUACGGGGAUGAUGUCAUACAGGUAUACCGCGGUGUUGGUAAACAAGUUCGAGAGCUUGAUCCUCAUAUUUAUGCUGUUGCGGAGGAAGCAUUUUUCGAUCUGUCUAAAUUCGACAAAGAUCAAUCUGUGAUCGUUAGCGGUGAAUCUGGUGCUGGCAAAACAGUUUCUGCUAAGUUUGUUAUGAGGUACCUAACAUCGGUGGCAUGUUCUUCAUCGAGUAAAUCAUAUGGUAAUAAACAGGUAGAUGGCAUUGAAGAUCGCGUUCUGGCAUCAAAUCCAAUUAUGGAAGCAGUCGGAAAUGCAAAGACAAUCCGGAACGACAAUUCAUCUCGCUUUGGAAAAUACAUACAAAUUGAUUUCAAUGAUCGUUUCGGUAUUGGUGGUGCUGAAUUGAAAACUUAUUUGUUGGAAAAAAGUCGUGUUGUAUUUCAGGCAGACAACGAACGCAACUACCAUAUUUUUUACCAGAUUUGCGCAUCAAGAUCUCAUGCUCUUGUGGAAGAUCUCGAACUAGAUAAUUGGAGUUCGUAUUUUUAUACGUCUCAAGGAAACAGCGGUGAAGUAGAAACAAUCGAUGAUCGAAGUGAUUUCCUACAAACGCUGGCUGCAUUCGAUCUUUUUCACAUCUCAACUGAUGCCCAGAAAUCGGUACUUCGUUUCUUUGCAGGCCUCCUUUUAUUUGGCAAUAUCAGAUUCGUUGAUGGACGUGAUGAAUAUGCAAAAAUUGAUCAAAAUAGUUCGAAUGCAAUCAAUCAACUAUGUGAGAAGAUGUAUGAAGUAAACAAAGACGAUUUAUGUAUGUGGUUAAUUGCUCGCGAAAUUGUUGCUGGCGGAGAAUCCGUUCGAAAACCAUUAACCACUGCUGAAGCAGUGGAACGUCGAGAUGCGCUGGUUAAAAUGCUUUAUGCCGCAGCAUUUGCUUGGAUUGUUAAAAAAGUAAAUGAAGCUUUGGGAGAACCAAUAAAAAGCAGCAAAUCAAAGAACACUGGAAGAUUUAUAGGUGUUCUCGAUAUCUAUGGGUUUGAAACUUUAGAAGUCAAUAGUUUCGAACAGUUCUGCAUUAAUUAUGCAAAUGAAAAGCUUCAGCAACAAUUUUGUCAGCAUGUAUUCAAACUUGAACAGUUGGAAUACGAACGGGAAGAAAUUGAUUGGACGCGGAUUGAUUUUUACGAUAAUCAGCCAUGUAUCGAUUUGAUAGAGGGCAGACCCGGCAUCAUCGAUUGCCUUGAUGAGCAGUGUAAGAUGGGUCAAGGAGGUGAUCACGAUUGGUUGGAGAAGUUACGAACAUGUGAAUGGCUCAAAAAAGCGCAGCAUUUUAAGUUACCGAAAAUAAAAAAUCCAACAUUUGUGAUCAAACAUUUUGCUGCCGAUGUUAUUUACAAUGUCGACGGUUUCAUGGCUAAGAAUAAAGAUACAGUAAGCGAACAGCUGAUGUCUGUUAUGAAGAAUAGCAAGUUCUAUUUAAUGCAUGAAAUACUGGAUGCUGAAAGCGGCAAGAAAUCAUUAGAAGGUAGAAAUAACUUUCUUAUAUCCAACACUAAAAAUUCAAUAAAGAAAUCUGUCUCCUUCCAGUUUCGAGAUUCACUACGUGAACUAAUAACAGUGCUUAGCAGCACACGACCACACUAUGUGCGUUGCAUCAAGCCGAAUGAUGAGAAGUUACCGUUUACAUUCAAACCUAAACGGGCCAUUCAACAGUUGCGAGCUUGCGGAAUUCUGGAAACAGUGCGUAUAUCUGCCGCGGGUUAUCCUUCUAGGUGGAUGUAUGAAGAUUUUUCGCGAAGAUACCGCAUCCUCUAUCCCAAAAAAAAAUUAUGGCUUGAAGAGCCAAAAAUUUUUGCAGAAAAAGCAUGUAGUAAAUAUCUUGAGAGUAAAAUGUAUGCCUUGGGUAAAACAAAGAUAUUCUUUCGAACUGGACAGGUAGCCCUGUUAGAGAGAGUACUACAUCAAAAAUUAACAAAUUCAACUGUUAUGAUCCAGAAGAUUUGGAAAGGCUACAUCUCUCGAAAAAAGUACCGAUAUAUCAAAGAAUCGCUUUUAAAAAUUCAGGUUUAUACGCGUGCAUUCUUAGCGUACAGGCGCAUGAAAUAUCUUCAAAUGUAUCGUGCUACAGUUUGCAUACAAACUGCGUUUCGUCGUUACGCAGCGCAGCGUCGUUAUAGCUUACUAAAAGCAGUCAUUAUCAUGAUACAGACCCUUUAUCGAGCAUCGGUAUUACGUCAAAAGAUGGAAAAGUUGCGGCGCGAACAAAAAGCGAUCGUAAUUCAAAAGUAUUGGCGUGGCUGGUUAGUGAGGCGUAAUCAGAUCGAGCACAAUAAAAAGAUUGUCAUGAUACAAUGUCAGGUACGGCAAUGGCUUGCAAGGAGACGCCUACGUGAAUUGAAGAUCGAGGCUCGGUCUGUUGGACAUCUGCAGAAGCUAAAUAAAGGCCUUGAAAACAAGAUCAUUUCAUUGCAGCAGAAACUCGACUUUAUGACUGCAGAAAAUGGUCGAUUGUGGACAAUUUCGGCAGAAGCUGAUAAAAUGCGAGCAGAAAUGGCAAAGUUAGAGACACAAAGAUGUGUACUUUUGGCUACUAAGGCGCAUGCAGAAGAUUUGGAAGCAAAAGUGAAAUUGCUGGAAGCUAUUCGAAAAGAAGAAGCGGCAAAGAACAUUAAAUUGGAGGAGGAACUGCAAAAUACGAAGGAUGGGUUGAAAAUGGAAUGCGAAGAAGCAGCUGCUAAGCUAAAUGCUUUGAAUAUCGAGUUGUCAAGCCUUCGUACCCGCUACAACAAUUUAACAAAGCAAAAGAAACUGGUGGAUUCCGAGCUGGCCAAAGAGAGAAAUCGUUGCCUGGCGUCGGAAAAGGAAAUAGCAAAAAUGCGUGAACAGUUGCUUGCAAAUGCAAAUCUUCUGGCUAGUCCAGCGUUAAGUCGAACUGGAAGUGUGCGGCUCACUCAAAAAAGUUUGAAUCAGUCGGCUCUGAUUGCUGUUACAAAUGGUAAAAUAGUUACUGAUGAUGCAGCUGAUAAUGAGAUAGAUGAAAUGGUCCUUAUACUCAAGCAGCAACAUGUUAUUAAUGUGCUUCGCUCCAAAAUGGAGCAAAUCUCAAGAGAAAAUGAUCAUUUGAAACUAAUAAUGGAUGCAAAUAUGCUGAUCGAAAAUUUGGAUAAGCAGACUACUAUGAGAGUUUUUGAAGCGCAGCAACUACAGGAGCUCGAGUUAGCUUAUACAAAGCUUAAAGAUGAAAUGGGACGAUUACUUGAAGAGAAACUACGAAAUGGCCCUGAAGCAGUCAAUUUUCGAUCAUUUGUUGAAAAAAUAUUGGAAGAAAAUGAUAGGCGUCGAGAAGAAGCUGCUGAAUUACGAGCCAUAUUGGCUGCACGAUUCGAACAGCGAGCUCAAGCUUCAAAUUCAUCACAUCCAGAUAGUGAUCACUGGUCUGGUAUACAGAGCGAUGAUGGCUCCUGUAACGACUUAGAUGAAGAAUUGAACUUGGGAAGGCAAUGUCGACAAUUCAAAUCACAUAUACAGAAUGCGGAAAUUGAGCGAUUGGAACAUCGUUUGAAUGAAUUGGCAGCUUCGAAGGUAAAUGAUUGUUUUGGAUAA
Molecule: messenger RNA, 3978 nt
Organism: Cercopithifilaria johnstoni
Lineage: Eukaryota; Metazoa; Nematoda; Chromadorea; Rhabditida; Onchocercidae
Source: the annotation of a GenBank genome assembly